Lucilia cuprina (Australian sheep blowfly) is the source of this 1851-nucleotide messenger RNA. RefSeq lists its product as uncharacterized. The record is from RefSeq and is a predicted model, not a curated record. The transcript is spliced from 2 exons. The coding region runs from base 158 to 1708 and encodes 516 amino acids. NCBI's taxonomy places the organism in Eukaryota, Metazoa, Arthropoda, Insecta, Diptera, Calliphoridae.
AUUAUAAAGUGUUCAAUGUAUAUGGCCGUGGUAAUUUUCAGCAGAAGUGAAUAAUGAUGGCUUUCGAUCGACUUAAAGAAUUUUGUAUAAAUCAGUAAGAUUGUUAGGAUUUUUUAUCAAACGAUCGUUGGAACUCAACGUGCAACAACUUAAUACCAUGAAAUUCAUAAUUAUUGGAUUUGCUUUUGCGGCAUUAGCAUGUGCGCAGUACGCUCCUAGUACAGAAUACCUACCUCCUAUUCAGGAAGUUAGUCAGUCUUUAGAAUUGGAUGCCCCCUCAAACGAAUAUUUAACCCCUGUUGUAGGUGAAGAAACCACCUUGGCUGAUGAUGGUUAUCGUUACAAAACCGUUCGUCGUCAUCGUCAACGCAGACGCCGUGAUGUCAGUGAAUUGACCCAAUACUUGCCUCCCACCCAAGAAGCUUCAAUUCAAGUAGCAGCCCCUUCAAAUGAAUAUUUAUCUCCUGUUGUUGAAGAACAACAAACUGUAUUAGCUAAUGACGGUUAUCGUUACAAGACUGUUCGUCGUCAACGUAAACGUCGUGAUGUAAGCGAAUUAACACAAUACUUGCCUCCCACCCAAGAAGCCUCUUUUGAAGUAACAGCCCCAUCAAAUGAAUAUUUGGCUCCUGCUUUUGAAGAACAACAAACCGUUUUGGCUGAUGACGGUUACCGUUACAAGACUGUUCGUCGUCAACGUAAACGUCGUGAUGUAAGCGAAUUGACCCAAUACUUGCCUCCCACCCAAGAAGCCUCUUUUGAAGUAACCGCCCCAUCCAAUGAAUAUUUGGCUCCUGCUUUUGAAGAACAACAAACCGUAUUAGCUAAUGACGGUUAUCGUUACAAGACUGUUCGUCGUCAACGUAGACGUCGUGAUGUAAGCGAAUUGACACAAUACUUGCCUCCCACCCAAGAAGCCACUUUUGAAGUAACAGCCCCAUCAAAUGAAUAUUUGUCUCCUGUUGUUGAAGAACAACAAACCGUGUUGGCUGAUGACGGUUACCGUUACAAGACUGUUCGUCGUCAACGCAAACGUCGUGAUGUCAGCGAAUUGACCCAAUACUUGCCUCCCACCCAAGAAACCUCUUUUGAAGUAGCCGCCCCAUCCAAUGAAUAUUUGGCUCCUACUUUUGAAGAACAACAAACCGUAUUAGCUGAUGACGGUUACCGUUACAAGACUGUUCGUCGUCAACGCAAACGUCGUGAUGUGAGUGAAUUGACCCAAUAUUUGCCUCCCACCCAAGAAGUUGCAUUUGAUGUAGCUACCCCAUCUAAUGAAUAUUUGGCUCCCGCUGUUGAAGAACAACAAACCGUGUUGGCUGAUGACGGUUACCGUUACAAGACUGUUCGUCGUCAACGCAAACGUCGUGACGUCAACGAAUUGUCUCAAUAUUUGCCUCCCACCCAAGAAACCUCUUUUGAAGUAGCUUCCCCAUCCAAUGAAUAUUUGGCUCCUUCUGUUGAAGAGCCACAAACCGUAUUAGCCGAUGAUGGUUAUCGUUACAAGACUGUUCGUCGUCAUCGUCAACGCAGACGUCGUGAUGUGAAUGAAUUGACCCAAUAUUUGCCUCCUACCCAAGAAGCGUCUUUUGAAGUUGCUGCUCCCUCCAACGAAUAUUUGGCUCCUUUUGAGCAACAACCAACUAUUUUCGCCAAUGACGGCUACCGUUACAAGACUGUCAAGAAAUUUAAAGUUCACCGCCAUUAAAUUACAUUUAAAUACAUACCCAAACACAUAGUUAAUGAUUCUCGUUAUGUGAAAAUGGAAAUAUGUUAAUAAUUUCCAAAGAUAUUAAAAUAACUGUUAUUUACAAUAUUUUAUUAAAAAUAAAAUUUAAAAUAUAAAAUUAA